AUGCGUUGCUUCGUACUGUUCAUCUCAUUUUUCAUUCUUCUUCAUGUUCAACAAUCCACACAGGACGACUUGAGGUAUAUCAAACACAAAUUAUCGUGGAUAAAAAAAAGAUUAACUCGAAAUGCAGGAAACAUCAAUAGUAAAAUGUCACCUGACGGGUUGUCCAUUGAUAAAUAUAUUGCUUGCAGAAGAAAAGAAAUGGAAGGGCGAAGUGGAGUUACACUUAUGAAAUAUCUGGUGGAAACUAUUCAGACAGAAGAGAAGAAUUUCGGAUUUAUUCCUGCUGACAUAGCGAAAAUGAAGCAGUGCUUUCAGAAUAAGACAAAGAAAUAUGAAGGUGAGUGUUAACUACUGUGUAAACACAUUUAACUCACUGUUGCACAGUGAUUCUCCUUGGUUGUUUCACUGUUAAGAUAAGUUGUCAUCAAAGACACGGCUGCUUCGUCAACACUGAAGCGUAUCUUUAUUAAUUCUGAAUGAGUUCAGUAAUGACAAUUACAACGCGAACAACAAUACCAAGUUACUCAUAUCUCCUCAGUUGUUUGAUGGGAGAGUGCUCAUCUGCCAAUUUGAAGGCCCAGUUUCAGUUCCUGGACAACGUGUGCUUAAACCUUGUCUAGCAUACUAGUCGAUAGUGAGUCCGGAAAAGAGGAGAAUUUGUACCAGGUGCUAGUGAUGAUACCAUGUAAAAGCAAUACCAUCACUACUGAAACUUCAUGGCUUGCCGCCUUAUAUUCAACUUGAAACGCAGAGGAGUAAAAUAGGGAGGCUAGUUUUCCUGUGGUUUACUUCAAAUACAUUCAGAUGUGCGUUAAUGAGCCAUCAGCGUUAACAUCAUCAACACUUAAUAGUGCCACACUGUUCGAAUCUUGCCUUAGUCGAGGUUUUCAAUUUAUCUUCACUGAUAUCAUUCUUGUUCAAUUAUAUUUUCACUAUGAAUUUCUUUCCUGUUUCAUGAAAAUAGAAAUGGCCAAAACUUAUGAACGGACAAUAUGUAUGCGUGAUAAUCCGUAUGACGUUAUUCGCGAAUAACUGCAUCACUUGGAAAUUGUUAUUUCUUAUCAUCACCAAAUGACUUUUGAGAGGAAACAGUGUUGAGCGACAAGUUCUUACCUUGAAAAUAAACACAU
Molecule: messenger RNA, 1130 nt
Organism: Trichobilharzia szidati
Lineage: Eukaryota; Metazoa; Platyhelminthes; Trematoda; Strigeidida; Schistosomatidae
Source: the annotation of a GenBank genome assembly